Scaptodrosophila lebanonensis is the source of this 2313-nucleotide messenger RNA. RefSeq names its product coiled-coil domain-containing protein 102A. NCBI's taxonomy places the organism in Eukaryota, Metazoa, Arthropoda, Insecta, Diptera, Drosophilidae. The record is from RefSeq and is a predicted model, not a curated record. The transcript is spliced from 8 exons. Gene Ontology annotation, cellular component: myosin complex. The coding region runs from base 60 to 2156 and encodes 698 amino acids.
ACUGAAAAGCAUGCGAAAUUGUAAAUUAAUCAUUUAUUGAUAGCGACACUGGUCGAAAAAUGUCCCAAGUGGUGGCCACCGCGCAAAGUACUGCGCCAGCUUCGGCUGGCAGCAGGCGAAGUGAAGUUGGCGUGGGUGUUAUUGGCAGCACCAUGCCCACUCGCUAUGGUGAAACGGAGUGGGAGGCACGGGAGUCCCAGCGACAGCGCGAGAUGGACGAGGCUAGGGCACGUGCAGCACAGCUGGAGAAAACAAUGAAAUGGUGGUCGGAUUGCACUGCCAACUGGAGGGAGAAGUGGAGCAAAGUGCGGACCGAACGUAACAAGGCCCGUGAAGAGUCCAAGCAAUUAAGUGUCAAACUGGAAUCCAGCAUGAAGGAGGCGCACUCUCUGAAACGCGAAAAAAAUGAUCUCGAGAUGCAGAUAACGCAGUUAAAGAAGGAAAUGGAGAAGGUGCAUACCCUUAUGCUGAAACAUGCUGGCCAAUUUCAUCGAGCCGAUACUAGCGAAGAUGCUGAGGCUAAUGGACGCGAUGCCAACUGUUCACCGGACAUAUCAUCAGAUGGCCUAAAAAAUGUGAACAGUGAGGAUGGCUUGGUAACGAAGCUAGCUGUGGGUGGUUCUGCAAACGAUGUAAAGGACCUGGACAUUGAGGAGUUUGCGCCAAAAGGCGCUGUGCCCAAGCACCUGGGCGAUAUGGACGAGGAGAAGCGUUUAAUACAACAGCUUUCCAAGGACGACUUUGACGAGGAGUAUUUGCUGCAAAAGAUUACAAUGUUGCAGCUGCGGUUGGAUGAGGCACAGAAAACGCUUCAGGCGGAACGCGACGAAAAGCUGGAUCUGAACAAGAACAUAGAAAAGCUAACCCACGAAGUGACGGAAGUUCGUGCACGCCAACAGGAAGCGGUGCGCCAGCUUUUGACGCUGACAGAGCAGCAUCGCGCAGAAAUGCGCAUUGUUAACAACUUACUGACUGAAGAAAUAGCAGCGCGUGAGGCUCUAGAACGAAGUCGUAAUGGAGCACGCACGGAACUGGAACAUUUGCAGGCCGAGAAUGCGGCCGAGUGGGGCAAGCGAGAGCGCUUGGAAACGGAGAAACUGGCGCUGGAGCGUGACAACAAGAAGUUACGUGCUGAAUUGAGGGACUAUCAGGAGCUUUCGGAUCGUAAGGCGCGUCCGAUGCAAUCCAACGAUGUAGAGGUGCGUGCUCUCCAACAAGACCUAUCCGAGCGCAAUAAGGAGCUCAACGAGGUGAAGAUGUCCCAUGCCAAGCUGAAGAAAAUGCUGGCUGAGCACAGCAUGGAAUUGGGCCACGCCGGGCGACGUGCUGAGCAAUAUGAGGCGGAGGUAAAGAGGCUGCGCCAGCGUGUUGAAGAACUGAAACGAGAGCUGGCCGGAGCGGAGGAUGAAUUAGAUUCGGCGGUCAAUCAAGUUCGAAGACUGCAGCGCAGCAACGAUGAGCUGGUCGGGCAGAACGAGGGCCUACAAAUGCAGAUAUCGCAUAUGCAAAACAGGCGUGCGCCGAGUCCACAAAUGCGUGGCGGGGGAGGCGGCGUGCAGUUGAGGAAUAAAAUAGCCGUCGAAUUGCCAAGCGAUUGUUUGCCAAACAUCAACGAUCUCCGGCAGAUCUUUGAUGACACACAGGCCGGAUUAAGAAACUCGCACAAUGGCAGCGAUGCUGCUUCACAUCAUGCGGCCUCAAUAAACAAACGGUCGAGCCAUACGGAGCGAACGCUACUCCAACAACAGCAGAACAGUGCUGCAUUCUUCGAUGCUAAACCAACGCAUCUGGAGGAGAACAUAUUUGAGUCGAAGUCGCGGAAUCUGGAGUUCGAACGCGCCAAACAGAAGUUCGACAAUCACAAUCCCAAUGGGGGGCACUACCAACAGCGCCAGCGCGAGCAGCGGCGUGGCGCCAGCGGGCGUUUCGGUAGCGCUACGACCUCCUCAGCGUCAGCGUCGUCCUCGGUCAAAGAUAUGAAUCAUCGCCAGCUGGGUGAGGACCAUGCUGCGCAUGGCUCGACGGUUGGCGGUGUUGGUGGUGCUGGCAUUGGUGUUGAGCACAAAAAAGAGCCGAUCUCUGGUGUCGGUGUCGGUUAUGCCAGGAACAGUGUUAAUUUAGAUGGUCUGAAGGUCUCCGACGAUGAGACUCCAUAGUUAUGGUUCAACUAGUUUGCUGCUGGAUGAUGAAACCGAGGGAAAUAGCGACUAAGAAAAGGCGGCGGAACAGAAAACAUUCGAUUGCAGUUUACGGUAUUAGGGCGGUUUUCUCAAUUGCUGGUUAAUCAGUAUAAUAAAAUAACUUAACUUGAAA